CAACCGCCACCAACAAACCGUCGCGAUUUGGCGGGAGAAGUGGAGCCUAACGACCAGCACUACCACAACAUCUAUAAUCACAAUCUCGGCUCGAGUCAUGAUUCCCAUCGGAGCCCUGACCUCCUCCUUCUCAUUGGAGGGUCACCAGGACCUCAAGAUCCUUCAGCCCUGGUGGGACGUGUUGUGCGACAUGCUCUCCGUGCCCAUGUUCAUGAUAGGCAUCUUUGCCGGGAUGCUGCAGAACAUGAACGAGCGCAUUCUGUGUGUGCCGGUGCCGAGAGGCUUCGACGUGGAUCUGAAGGAGUGGAACGAGACCGUGCUGAGGAAGCUCGUGGCCAACCCCAGGGCCCACACGGUUGGCUUCGACCAGUACCAGUACCGGUUGAUCAACCAGUUCUGCUACGACAACGCGGUGCUGUGGAUCAGCAAAUACUUCCCGCACCUCGUCGUGCUGCACACGCUCAUCCUGACGGCCACCAGGAACUUCUGGUUCAGGUUCCCGGAGACGAGCUCCAAGAUUGAGCACUUUGUGUGCGUGCUGGGCAAGUGCAUGGAUUCGCAGUGGACCACGCACGCCGUGCACGAAGCCGCGCUGGACGGGUUGGCGUCAGCGGCGGCGGCGCUGCAGCCGCCACCGCCCGCCACGGCGGGGAGCUGCAGCGACCCGAGAUCCGACGAACUCCCCAUGGAGAAACUGCCUUCUGAGUCUCCGCCGGCACCGCCCCGGCCUUCCAUCCGAUUCGUCGACCCCGGCGAGGCCGCCCCGCCCCCCGACUGGCCCCCCCCGGAGCAGAACGAGGGCCGGCGGACGCCAUCGGAUGAUCGCAUCCUGGACAAGAAGGAGGGCGAGCAGGCCAAGGCUCUCUUCGAGAAGGUGAAGAAACUGCGUGCUCACACGGAGGCGAGCGGCGGGCUCCACAGGCUCUACGUGUGGCAGACGGGGGCCCGCUUGCUGCAGGCGCUGGUGGUGCUUGCGUACACCGGUUACGCCGGCCCCAACAUGCGCUACCACAUCCACUGCGUGGAAGACGAGUACAUCACGGGCUACGGAGACUUCUAUUGCGUCCACGGGCUGUGGCGCAUCUUCCGCAUGAUGUGGAUGGCCUACGCGACCACGAUGUGCGUCUACGCGCUCACCUGUGCCUACGUCUUCUACUGGGUGGUGACCGGCAGGCUCAAGGAGUACAGCUUCGCGGAGGCGCGCCAGGAGACAGGGGUGGACGACAUUCCGGACGUGCGCAACGACUUUGCCUUCCUCCUUCACCUAGUGGACAAGUACGACCCCUGCUACGCGUGCAAGUUCUCUGUCUUCCUGUCCGAGGUGAGCGAAAAUAAGCUGAGGCAGGUGAACGUGGAUCAAGCGUGGACCCUGUCGCAUCUGACGGAGCUGCUGGCGAUCAAUGCGCAGGGCGAAAGCGAGCUACAUCUCUCCAAGCUGGCAGCGGUGCCAGUGGACACAUACCGGCUCACUCAGAUACAGGUGCUGACGCUGGACUCGAUGCACGGGGUGACGCUGGGGGCGGCGGUGGUGCAGAUGGUGAAUCUGCACAAGCUCCGGCUGCUGAACUGCACCGUGGGCGUCGACAAUCGCGCACUCGCCUUCCUCAGCGAGGAGCUGCGCCAGCUGGAGGUGAAGUUUGCAAUCAAGGCGGAGGUCCCGGGCUGGCUGCGUGACAUGCGCCACCUGGAGGAGCUGUCCCUGGAGGGGCCCCUGACGCCGGCGCUCCUCAAGCCGCUGGGCGGCCUCAGGCGCCUGCAGGGCCUGCGCCUGACGACCAGCGUCGCCCGCCUCCCGCCCGGCCUGGCCACUGUCGCCAGCGGCGGCGGUGGCCUGCGCGCGUUCGCCCUCGACAACGGCGGCGCGCGCCUCGAGUCGCUGGCGCCCCUGAGCAAGCUGCGCGGCCUGGAGACGCUGCGGCUGACGCGUUGCGGCCUGGAGCCCGCCGAGCUUGCGCGGCCCCUGCUGGCGCUGGGACGCCUGAGCGACCUCGACCUCUCCCGCAACGGCCUCCGCUCGCCGGGCGACGGCGACGACGCGGCGAUGCUGCCGGCGGCCGCCUGCAAGCGCCUCGCCGUCCUGCGUCUCUCGGACAACGCCCUCGCGAGCGUCCCGCGCUUGGCGGCGGCGGGGGGGGCAGGCUCGCUGGCGCUGCGCUCGCUCUUCCUCGACGGGAACCUCAUCGGGGGCGAGCUGCCCGCUGGGCUGUUCCGUCUGCACGGCCUGCAGGUCCUCGACCUGAGCCGCAACGCCAUCGCCGCCCUGCCGCCCGAGGUGCGCCAGCUGACUCGGCUGAGCACCCUCCGUCUGUCGGGCAAUGCCCUGCGGAGUCUGCCUGACGAGUUGUUCCGGUGCGAGGGGUUGCGGACGCUGGCACUCGCCAACAACGAGCUGCGCGAAUUGAGCGGCCUGGUCGGGAGGCUGUCGAGGCUGCGCCGCUUGGAGCUGGUCGGGAACCGGCUGACGGAGCUGCCGGCCGAGCUGGGGGAGUGCGCGGAGCUGAGGCGCGGGGGGCUGCUGGUGGAGGAGGAGCUGUUCGAGUCGCUGCCGGCGCAGGUGAAGGAAGCGAUGCGGGGCGAGCCCAGUGGCGCGACGCAGAGCCCCCCUGGAAGCCGGGAGAGAAGUCCAAGGAACUGAGAGAGAAAUCCGAGAAAGUGAGAACCCCGAAGACACCGAGAGACUUUCACCGGCAAUUACAACCGGCAUUGUCAACUCCGACUAUACAGCAGUAGGCAGCGUCAGGGUUGGGAUCGAAGCCACGACCUCCUGUAUAACAGGUGAGGUAGGUAACAUCUCAAUUACCAAGACCUGUAUAAC
Lethenteron reissneri (Far Eastern brook lamprey) is the source of this 2815-nucleotide messenger RNA. Its product is annotated as volume-regulated anion channel subunit LRRC8D-like. Gene Ontology annotation, molecular function: protein binding. The record is from RefSeq and is a predicted model, not a curated record. Gene Ontology annotation, cellular component: cytoplasm. NCBI's taxonomy places the organism in Eukaryota, Metazoa, Chordata, Hyperoartia, Petromyzontiformes, Petromyzontidae.